Dunckerocampus dactyliophorus (ringed pipefish) is the source of this 6638-nucleotide messenger RNA. It is a transcript of the gene il16, whose product is annotated as interleukin 16. The transcript is spliced from 26 exons. Gene Ontology annotation, biological process: leukocyte chemotaxis; induction of positive chemotaxis. Gene Ontology annotation, molecular function: CD4 receptor binding; cytokine activity. Bases 168 to 4841 code for a protein of 1557 amino acids. The record is from RefSeq and is a predicted model, not a curated record. Lineage: Eukaryota; Metazoa; Chordata; Actinopteri; Syngnathiformes; Syngnathidae.
GAGGUCUUAACCAGAUGAAGGACACUGAGGAAGCAUGCUCUCGAUUCCACUGGCCUGGUUUUGAUCUGUUGCUACAUACAGUAUGUCCCGCCUCUUUUCCUUGAGUAAAUUCAUCUCUUGCCUCGUAUUUUUCGUAGAAGCAGUGGCAGCUGACUGAAAGAGUGAAAAUGAUUGACUACGAGCGACCCUCUCCAUUAAGCUGUGCACCAGGAGGGAGGGGUGUGCUGGUUCCCCAGCUCCCGGUGCACACACAGCCAGCCAUGCCUCAAGGAUACUCCCACCAGAGGAGGAAAGCCAACACAGCUGCUGCUAGGAGGAUGGAGAGGAGGCGCAGGGACCAGUGGAAAAGCAAUAACAAUAACAACCCCAACGGCACCCAGAACCACCGCUCCAGGAAGCUCGCCAUGCUCUCCAGGUCCUUAAUUCUGUGUCACUCGAAGACCAAUGAUGACUGCCCCAGUCCAGAAGCGAGGGAGGCUGGGGAUGUGUCAGAGGAGAGAAGGGCAUGGAGUUCAAGCUGGAUGACAGACUUGGAUCAAACAGGGUACAGAAAUGCAAAAAUUGGACACUGGAGGACUUGGGAAUUAACCCUGGAGACAAGAGGAGGGACAGAGACCGCCAAACAGCUGCAUCAAAACACAAGUCUCAGCGAAAAUAAAACAAGACUGCGGAAAACCUUUAGCAUCAAGGAGAGUAGUAUUUGGAGGAUGUGUGUAGCCACAAGGGCCACUGAGGAGGUGUGUGCACCACAAAUGUCAGAUUAUGGCAUCCAGGCAGAAGACAAAGAUACUCAUGUGGAGCCGAGGAUGAGAGGAGGGGAUGUAUACAGAGGUUCCAAAUACCUGAGCCCAGACAAGCUGUCACCUUUUAACGGACAAUGUCUAACCAGCGUUGCAUGGAUGGAUGCGGAGGGACUGAGGAGCGUGUACACGACAUCUUGUAGCGAGCCCACCUCACAGUGUGAAGACUCCCUUCAUUCACAAGUUCUCAGCACAAGCCUGCAGCAUCCAUCACUUAUCUCCCCGUCAGAUCAGCUGUCUUUGUCUGCAUACAUAGACCAAGAACUUACAGCCAACAACAACCACCUCAAGUUGCCCAUUCCAGAGGUAAAGGAAGAAACUAGCUGGGAGACGGACGGAUGUCAGCAGAUACCAGCAGGAAAGAUGGGUGGCAAUAAGACGCACUCCAAUUCAAACAGUGUUCGUCCUUACUGGAUUGGGGACUUGGACAGCAUCAUUAUGAAAAGCCCUGAUAUGUACACCACUCACCCUGACGGGAGAUGUCGUCUCUAUGGCAACAGAAAGUCCCUAUCCCAACAACUUGAUUUUGUACGCAGUUCACUCCAGCCCGCUCGGCCAUCACGCUCCCUCAGCUCUGCCCAGCUGGUCCAUUCCUGCAGUAACACUCAAGCUUUUAUGAUCUGCAAUGUUGUGUUGAUGAAGGGCCAUGGCAAGGGUCUGGGCUUCAGCAUCGUGGGUGGGAAGGACAGCAUGCAUGGACCGAUGGGGAUUUAUGUCAAGACCAUUUUUCCUGGCGGAGCAGCAGCUGCUGAUGGAAGGCUACAAGAAGGUGAUGAGAUACUGGAGCUCAAUGGGGAGUCACUACAUGGUUUGAGUCACGACGAAGCCCUCCACAAGUUCAAACAAAUCAAAAAGGGUCUUUUGGCUCUGGUGGUGAGGACAAGCCUGCGGGUGGGGGCCGUGUGCGGCCAGGGCCAGGUAAAUCAGCUGUGCAGAUCACGCUCACUCAGCUCCACCACAGGCAUGACCGAGAUCAGCGCUGACGCGGGAGACUACGACUACUUGAGUAAAACCUGCGACAGCUCCAGAGCGAGUGUUCCUGGACAACCCGCUAAACCCCGAGACCGCAUCAUGAUGGAGAUCACCCUAUGCAAAGAGGCCGGUGUUGGUCUGGGUAUUGGACUGUGCUGCGUUCCAUCCACUGACGGAUGUCCUGGAAUCUUCAUCCACACACUCUCUCCUGGAUCUGUGGCACACAUUGAUGGCAGACUCCGGUGUGGGGAUGAGAUCAUGGAGAUCAAUGACACUGUGGUCUACAACAUGGCACUGAACGACGUGUACACAGUCCUGAGCCAAUGCAGUCCAGGUCCAGUUCAGGUUAUUAUCAGUCGACACCCUGACCCCAAAGUGUCAGAACAUCAGCUGAACGAUGCAAUAGCUCAAGCUGUGGAAAACAGCAAACUGAGAAAGGACAAGAGCCAAUGGAGUAUCGAUGGGCUGCGAAGGUUGGAGUCAUGUUCUCAAGGCCAUUGUUUAGAAAGGAGCUUCGGUCAGGCCGGGGUCCGUCGAGCCCAAAAGUUCAUGAUGCGCUCCUGCAGUGAUAACGCCAACAGCCGCUGCCUCAUCAGCCACAGCUGUCAUAACACGCAUCAUAACCCACCUGCCCGUGUCCAUAGCCUGGACACGCCCAAGUCAAUGACAGAGACAUGGACUGACAACAGAUUGUCGGUGCCAGUAUAUCCGGAUGAUGACUACAACGUUCCGUUUAACUGUCCUGCUGCCAACCUGUCUAGUCAACAGACCCUGGAUGAGGCCUUCAGGGCCAAUAAGUCCAUCUCCAGGUCGCGUGCUGGUCCACGUCGCUACGUCAGGUCUCAGGAUGUGAGCGGUGAGGAAGGCUACAAUGGAGACUCCAGUGGUUCCAGUGGAGCAUCCCCCGAUAGAGAUGAUGGAUUGAACACUUCAAUAAACGUUCACUGUCAGGAAGAAGAACAAAUGAGAAAAGAGUCAGAGGGGCAGAGAAGAGAAAACUUCACGGUGAAGGACAAGGUACACACAGGUGGAUCAUCAGCUGUGCUUUGCUCACAGUCCAAAAGAAGAGCUCUUAGGAGGCAGGCACGCAUCGAACACCAGCUUCAGGAUCCUUGGGUCCGCCUUUCAGACAGUUCCCCUGAAGACUUGCAACAAAUUAGCCACAACCGCCACCUAGCACCUGUCACCAUGACUACUGAAGAAAACACCCCAAAGCUGAGCUGCAGUGCAACAGAAGUAACCACUGAUUCUGCUGAGAAACAAUUGGAGAUCUUCGGCGGUUUAAAGAAGGGGCCACCCGUGGCACCAAAACCCGCCUGGUUUCGCCAAAGCCUGAGAAAAAUCCGCAAUGAGCAAGACCAGAACAAGCAGGGUGAAGCUGUAAAGAGGCGAGCUGGAGGCUUCUAUCGAAGUUUUAAUGUCAGAUCUGCCUCGUCUGUUGCCAGCCUGUCCAUCAAAGACAAAAUUCAUUCAUUUGAGACUUUUUCAAACCCAGACAGUCCAGAUAAUGUGGAAAAGAGGCAUGUGGUCUCGUCUACCCCCCUGCGUCUACCUUCCCAUCUGAUGGAGCGAGAAUCCGACAGAAAGUGUGGAAGAAACAAAAAUGAAAACCCGCAAAAUAUGCAUAAAAAACAAUCUGCAUCUGAAAGGGUAAUCGAGACGUCUGCUUCACCUUCUGCCAGCUCAUCCAGUCUUCACAGUAGUGAAACAAAAAAUCUUUCUAAUCCAGAGCCUCAUUCCUGCCAGUCAUCUGCAGAUCCCCCAUCUUGUCAGACUACCAGUACAGAUCUAAAACAUGGGGUCCAAUUUUCUGAUUCAGUUUCAGUCCAGCAUACCUUGAACGUCCCAACAGCCACAGAAUUGGAUGAUGCUCAAGAAGCAGAAAUACAGAAUGUGGACAUCAGCGGUUCUGUGGAGGUCAAAACCUUCUCAGGCCCGAGCCUCACCUGUGUGGGAUCCAACCAUGCUGAAGGAGGAAGUUCUCCAGAAAGGACAGAACAGAAUACAGCAGAGAAGGAAAGAGAACACUGUAACUUGACAAGUGCCAGUCCAUCCACAGACAGUACCUCAUAUCAGGACCUAGAGGGAGAGAAUUUUGGGAAAAUCCUUGCCUUCAGUAACCAGGUAUCCCAAGCGUUGAUGCGCACCCUCCCAAUCUCCACUGACCACGGUAACUCGAAUCCAGAUAUCCCAGACUCCACUACUGCAGAUGAUACUGACCGUCAGGAGUGCGAUCCUGUUCCAGACGUCACUGACACUGGAUUUUCUGUUAGCUUGGCCACUCUCAGAGAAUGUACCAUUGAGCUUGGACAGGCGGCGUCCCAAGAAGGAACACUUCCCUCUUCUUGUGCUCAGUCAGUCAUCUCGGCCAUCCCGUCAGAGGAAAUACAGAUGAUGAUCAGAGAAGUCCGAGCGUUGGACGACGACACGCUGAAGCAACUGCAAGACAUCCAUGUUGUGAUUCUGCAUAAAGAAGAAGGAGCCGGACUGGGCUUUAGCAUUGCUGGAGGUUCUGACCUGGAGAGCAAAGCUCUGACAGUGCACAAAGUGUUCCCGAGCGGGUUGGCCACGCAGGAGGGCACCAUCCACAAAGGAGAUGAGGUGUUGUCCAUCAACGGCCAGACGCUCCGUGGCGUCACACACGCCGACGCCACUGCGGCUCUGCGUCAGGCACGCAUGCUGAAACUGGCUGUGGUGGUGGUCUGCAAGAGAACGGAGGAGGAACCAAGAGAAGAAGGCAGAAGCUGUGAAGAAUCCCACCCUGCAAAAAAGGACAAAGGCACUUUGAUGAGUGUGGAGCUGGAGAAAGGUGCAGGCGGAAUCGGCUUCACCUUAGAAGGAGGAAAGGCCUCAAUCCAUGGAGAUAGACCCAUAGUCAUCAACAGGGUCUUUAAAGGUGGUGCAGCAGAGCAGAGCGGUCUUCAGUGUGGAGAUGAAGUGCUGCAAGUCCAGGGUAUCAGUCUUCAUGACAUGACUCGCUUCGAGGCCUGGAACAUGAUCAAGGCUUUACCUGAAGGCUCCAUUGCAGUGGGCGUCAGGAGAAAUGAAGACAAAACACCACAUUGUUGAGUCUUUGUCAACAGACUUGGUAUCAUCCAUUCAUCAUCGAUCAUCUUGGGUCGGCAAACCAGAAGCUUGACAGUUCGAACCCCACUUUGUCUAUCCCAGUGUCCUUGGGCAAGACACUUCACCCACCUUGCCUCCAGUGCCAUCCACACUGGUGUAUAAAUGUCAAUAAAUGUUUGGUGGUGGAUACAAUUGGCAGCCAUUUGCCGUCCAUCAGCUGUGUUUUACGGAUGUAGCUUACCACCACCAGUGUGUGACUCGACUGAAUGAACAAUGGCUUCAGUGCAAAGCGCUGUAGGUGUCCGGAAAGACGCUAUAUAAAUCAAAUCCAUUAUUAGUAGGGGUGUAACGGUACACCAUAGUCCUGGUCCGCUUUGUACCUCGGUUUUAAGGUCACAGUUUGGUUCAUUUUGUGUAAAGUAAGCAUUCCCUUCAGGAAUCAAUUGAUGUUGGCUUUUCGGCAGCAGUACACAACUAGUCACUUCUGGUCACGUGACGGAGACAUCACUAUUUUCCAAAAGUAGUUUUUUUGCUUGUCCACACGGCAACGACAAGGUGGGGUUAUCAGGUUUUCCUGCUCUGUAAACGAUUUUGUAAAUAUAUUUCAGGGCACCCAGAGCGCUAUUGUGAAUUUACCUUUUUGCUCUGAAAACGUUCUCAUGUGGACAGGCCAUACGUUUAAUAUAUACUGUAAAUGUAGGCAAAUGUAGGUAAAUCUAGGCAUAUGCGUCUGCGAAUGGGUGUUAGUGUAAGAGUGUUAAAUUUAAAAAAAAAAAAUGCAACAAAAAAUGUACGGUGAGACACACAAGCAUUCAGGCUUGAUUGGCGGUGCAACAGGCUUUUAUUGCAGGUUUGAAUGAUCUCACACCAGGCAAAAUAAUCCCUAACACAGGCUACUGUUGCGGCCAUAACCUACGCCAAGCUAAAACUCAACUCUGAACCCCUGAUGUCACUUCCUGUCUGCCCCCCAAUCAUCUCCCCUAGCACCGUAACACAUUUACAGCAACACACACGAGCAUGGGUCUUAUUUUCUCUACUAUAUUGGGUAAGAGGAUUGUAAAGGUGACUAUAGGGGUGUUGUUCCAUGUCUAGAGUACUGUAAUAAUGUUAAAAACAGUAUUUAGAAGGUCGUAAACAGAUUUUCUAUGCUAUAAACUACCAAACUAUUCCAUUUAUAAAGAAGGGAUCCUACUUAGUGGAAAUUCACUUAUCACAGUAUAAACGAGGGAUUACUGUAACAGUUACAACGGCGGUGGGGUGUGCGUGGGGGGGGCACCCCUAAUAUAAUGGUAGAAAAAACUGAUCAAUGUUUGUCAACAUUUCAAAAUAUAUUAAUAUUUCAAAUUAUGCAAAACUUCGGCACGGUUGACAGGUGUGAUCAUCAAUCCUAAGUCAGUAGUCAUCCCACUGCUUGAAAUGCAUGCAGCAGAUGUGUCCUCUGCGUAAGGAAUAAUUCAAGGGCUGUAACAUGUAAAUAAAAUAGCAACAAAUUUAUGUACAAUUGAAUCAUUUCCCUCAAUAAAUAACUUGUUUGCCAAAUGUGUUUGUCUCGUUACAUCAUUAAAUCAAAUUUGACUUUUAAAUAUUGUCCAUUCACCAAAACACGAAUCAAAUAUAGUUUUGUUUGCCUGCGCAGUGUGAAAGUGGGAGGAGGAUGGUGGUUGCUACCCAAGACACUACAUUGCACGUGGGAAUGGCUGCACGCUGCAAUAGUACGAGCCACAGGUGCUUUUGUGAUUAGCGUUGAAAGGCAUUGAUCGGGAUAUGCCGAUCACAUGAUUUUUCAUGAUGCAUUGAUAC